AUGAACACCACCACCGCCACCACCACCUCACUCGCCGAUUUGUCAUUCAUCGAGGCACAAAAUCUAAAUACUACAGAAAAGUACUUCUACUUAGGCACCGCAGCCGCAGUGCUCCUCCUGUACGACUUCCUCCUCACUAUCGGCGUGGAGCACGCCUGCUUCUGGCGCCGGCGGCUCUCGGGCGCGGCCGCGCUCUUCCUCGUGAACCGCUACCUCACGCUCUUUCUCGCGCUGUACAAUGCGCCCUGGUGGGACGUCCUGCAGCUCCAGUACUCUGGUGCGACACGAUGCACAACAGUCGCUUUCGUCCAGGCUUUCUUCCUGAACUCGCAGUACGUCAUUUGGGCAGUGUUCAACUGUCUUCGCGUCUUCGCACUACAACGGCCGCGCUGGCGCUGCACCGCCAUUGUCCUCAUCCUCUCGCUUACCGCCGUUGCGGCCGAUGUGGUGCAGCUGCCCUCCGUGCACAGCACGCUCGACCGCGCUCCACUGUCCGCCGGAUGCGCCGCGCGGGACAAGACCCCCUUGCAGGGAUUUUAUAGCGCGGAGAUAAGCGUAUGCAUGCUGCUCAUCGCGGCCGAGCUACUCGUCAUGGCCGUCACCUGGGCGGAGAUGGCACACUACCGGGCGAGCGCGCGCAGGGUGCGACGCGCGCUCACGCUGUCGUGCGUCCUGUACGAAAAUGGAAGAGCGUACUUUGUGUCGGUGACGCUCAUGCACACGCUGCACCUCCUGUCUCCACUGCUCUCAGUACGUAUCCACUGGGAUCCCACGCUCGUAACCCUAGUUCCACCGCUCACGCUAAAAAUCAUUGCCAUCCUCGUGAACCGCUUCCUCCUCGCGCUCCAAGCCGCCGCGUCCGCAUCCGCGCCCCACCCCGACGACACGUUCUUAGACUCCAAUCUUGAAUGCGAUUCGGCGAGCCUGUUGCAAUUUGUCCGCGCGGACAUCGACGAAUGGAUCCAGUCUGAGCUCGACUUCGCAUCGCCCUCCUCCCUCGAUGAUGGCGCAAGCACGGAUAGCCUCGAUGGGGAGGACAGGGCGCGCUGGGACGAGGAGUGCGGGGCGGCGCUGCGGCGGGGUGGUAGCGCGGGGCGGGGGGAUGGUGAAGUGUAG
Molecule: messenger RNA, 1116 nt
Organism: Trametes versicolor FP-101664 SS1
Lineage: Eukaryota; Fungi; Basidiomycota; Agaricomycetes; Polyporales; Polyporaceae
Exons: 12
Coding region: 1-1116 (371 amino acids)
Source: RefSeq, a predicted model, not a curated record